AUGUUCAGGAAUAAUUACGAUAAUGACUCUGUCACUUAUUCUCCCACAGGGAGGUUGUUUCAGGUUGAAUAUGCUUUGGAAGCUAUUAAACAAGGCAGCGCAGCUGUUGGUUUAGUAUCUAAGAACUACGUUAUCUUAGCGGCAUUGAAAAGAAAUGCUGAGGAAUUGGGAUCUUAUCAAAAGAAGAUAACGAAGAUUGAUGAUCAUAUGGGUGUGGCUCUUGCUGGAUUGGCUCCUGAUGCAAGAGUUUUAUCUAAUUAUUUGAGGAAGCAAGCAAUGUCAUCAAAAAUGAUUUUUAAUAGACCACUUCUGACUUCAAAGGCAGUAUUGUCAAUUGCGGACAAGGCUCAAGAGAAUACUCAAUCUUAUGGAGGGAGACCCUAUGGUGUUGGACUUUUGGUGUCUGGUUACGACGACACUGGUGCUCAUUUAUUCGAGUUCCAGUCGUCAGGAUCUGUGUUAGAAUACUACGGUGCCGCAAUUGGAGCACGAUCUCAGGCAGCGAGAACCUACUUAGAAAGAAAUUUAGAAACGAUUCGUGCUACUGAAUCGCUUGAGGAGUCAGUGGUUCAUGGUCUAAAUGCUUUAAGGGAUACACUCUCUCAAGACGUCGAGCUCAACUUUAAAAACACAUCGGUAAGCGUGGUUGGAAAAGAUACUGAAUUCACCAUAUAUGAUGAUGAAGAUGUACAGCAGUGGUUGGAUAAAUUGGAUUCAGUUUCAAAUGCCAGAAACAGAGACGAUGACGAUGACGAUGACAAUGACGACGAUAAUGCGGAUGCUGCACAAUCUGAGGUGAAAGAUGAAACAGAGCAAACAGCUUCUACAGAAGAUAGGAUGGAAACGGAUGAUUAG
This is a messenger RNA of Priceomyces carsonii, 855 nucleotides long. RefSeq names its product proteasome core particle subunit alpha 6 (gene PRE5). The record is from RefSeq and is a predicted model, not a curated record. Bases 1 to 855 code for a protein of 284 amino acids. Gene Ontology annotation, biological process: ubiquitin-dependent protein catabolic process; proteasomal protein catabolic process. NCBI's taxonomy places the organism in Eukaryota, Fungi, Ascomycota, Pichiomycetes, Serinales, Debaryomycetaceae. The transcript has a single exon. Gene Ontology annotation, cellular component: proteasome core complex; proteasome core complex, alpha-subunit complex; nucleus.